UGUCUUUACGUUUGGGGUGCUAAUGACCACGGGCAACUCGGUAUUCCACAUAUCAGAAGUAUCAAACGAACACCAAGCGUUUCCAAGCCACAGAAAUUAAAACAACCGAAAAUGGGGAGAGUGUACGACAUAGCCACAUGUUGGUGUCAGAACAUGAGUGUAGCGAUGAGUGACACUAAUCGAAUAUUUAUAUGGGGCUAUUGUGUGGAUAAGGAUAUUAAUGUCCCAACCCUUACUUCUUUAAGAUGUUUACAAGAUUCUUUCGCAUUUUACAGCAGUGAAAUAUACUGUCAUUUGUUAAUUGUCAAUGAUGAAAAAGAAACGAAUGUAAUGGAUAGCAUGGAAGAAGCUUUCGAUGAUGCAAGUACCAGCGAUUUAAUUAUUCAAGUACAUGGGAAACCAAUUCACGUACACAAAGUGGUACUGAAAAUACGGUCUCAUUAUUUUAGGACCAUGUUUCAAGAGCACUGGACGGAAAACAGUCAAAGUGUUAUAAAGCACGAACAAUAUUCCUACGACGUGUACAAAAGUUUUUUAAAAUAUUUGUACACUAACGAAGUCGCGGACCUACCUCAAGAAGAUGCAUUAGAACUUUCAAUCCUAGCUGAGGCCUAUUCCGAGGAUCUAUUAAAAAGACGAUGUCUGCAGAUGAUAAGAAAUAAGAUUACAGUAGAAAAUGUACUAUUGUUUUAUGAUGCAAGUAUGAAACACAAUUUCAAGGAGUUAGAAGAGUACUGCUUUAAAUUUGCAACAUACCAUUUAACCGAUGUGGUACAAACAGCAAGUUUUGCCAAACUAAAUGAAAGCUGUAUAAAAACUUUCAUCACUGAAGCUGCCAAAGCGGGCACUUUUAAUACAGAAUGA
Messenger RNA from Ceratina calcarata, 864 nucleotides. Its product is annotated as RCC1 and BTB domain-containing protein 1-like. The record is from RefSeq and is a predicted model, not a curated record. The annotation marks the transcript as partial. The transcript is spliced from 6 exons. Gene Ontology annotation, molecular function: protein binding. NCBI's taxonomy places the organism in Eukaryota, Metazoa, Arthropoda, Insecta, Hymenoptera, Apidae.